GGAGAAAACAAAAUGGCGGCGUGGAAUCCUUUUGCCAUCUGGCUUGUUGUCGCUGCUAUCGUUGGAUUUUUCCUACUAACAGCGGUAUUGAUAGCACAAUGGAAAGAAAAGAAGAAGAAGAAGGAUAAAACAGCUGUGCGUGAUCCAGUGAGAGUGAAUGAAGUUGUUGGUCCUGCAGGAAGACGAAGAGUGCGAAAUGCCAGAAAUAGAAUGAAUGCCGCUAGAAGGAAUGAAAGAGAUGAUGAUGAUGAUGAUGACUACAAUGAUGUAGAUGAUGAUGGAGGUGGUGCUUUCCCUAUGGCAUUUGAUGAUCAGAUGCCAAUGGGGAAAAUAGGGACAAAGAAAUUAAAAAAACUGGAAAUGAAAGCAGAGAAGAAAGCCAUGAGAGAGCAAAUGGAGGCAGAAAGAGAAGACAGGAAAGAAAGAGAAGCCUUGCGUGAAGCUGAAAGAAAAAGAGAAGAUGAAAGAAGAAAACAAGAACAGGAAAGAAGGGAAGAAGAGGAGAGGAUUCGAAAAGAAGAAGAGGAAAAGAAAGCUUAUGAAGAAUACUUGGCAAUGAAAGAAGCUUUCCUGGUGGAGGAAGAAGGUGUUGGAGAAACAGAGGAAGAGACUCAAGCACUUCUACAAGAUUUCAUCAACUACAUCAAGGACAAGAAAGUCGUUAUGUUGGAGGAUUUAGCCUGUCAGUUUGGCCUGCGCACCCAGGAAGCAAUCAAUAGAUUACAGAUCCUGCAAGAGUCUGAACAGAUUACAGGGGUGAUAGACGACAGAGGUAAGUUCAUCUACAUCUCCAAAGAAGAACUGGAAUCCGUCGCAAAGUUCAUCAGACAGCGAGGCCGUGUGACCAUCACAGAUCUCGCAGAAUCAAGCAACAAGCUAAUCAACCUACAGGCAAACACAAAUCAAGUAGAAGCCACAGCUUAAAAAAAUGUAAAAUAUUAUUAAAAUAAAGAGAGAAUAACAUGAGCUUCUCUGCCCAUGGAAGAAGAGGAAGAUGGAAGAACAACGAAAAGACUACAAGAAGAAUAGUAGAAGAAAGAAGUUACGAAAACCUGCGCGUUCCAGCUUGUAUAGUUAUCUUGCGUCACUAGAACGUAGUAGAGCGAUUCCCCUUCGCCCGUGAAAGAAUAGUCAACGUAAUACAUAGUACUAGACACACAUUCCAUUGUUUUCUUUUUUUUUCUUUGACUGUUACUCACUAAUAAUGCGACUUUGUUUCAUUGACUUAGUAUUUGGUCAAAAAUGUCAGUCUUGGAAUACGCGCGUUUUAAAAUCGUAAUUUAAUCUUACAAAUAGUUUUUGUCUUUUAUGAGGAAGGAUAUUAAACAAAUACACGAAA
Actinia tenebrosa (Australian red waratah sea anemone) is the source of this 1339-nucleotide messenger RNA. Its product is annotated as DDRGK domain-containing protein 1. NCBI's taxonomy places the organism in Eukaryota, Metazoa, Cnidaria, Anthozoa, Actiniaria, Actiniidae. The record is from RefSeq and is a predicted model, not a curated record. Gene Ontology annotation, molecular function: ubiquitin-like protein ligase binding.